AUGGAUGCUUCUACCAGUAAACGAAACGUACCAGUGUUAUCGAAAUCCACAAAACGGAAUCUACGAAGGAAGGAGCAACGACGCAUAAAGAAAGCAAGGCUUGCAGGACCCACUAACCAAUCAAUUGACGAAGGAUCCACCACACCCGAUUCCGACGACCAAGGCAUUGCACCCGAUUCUACCAACAACCAAGCGGACGACGAAAGACCAGAGAUACUCUACGACCCAAAAAAAUGGGGUUUAGGGGCAGUCAUCGCCUUUCGAGGCAGGCCUAGGACCCCCAUGCCAGCUCCACUGAUACCUUCUUGGGUGUGGUCAGUAGUCGUAUGUGAAGCGUAG
This is a messenger RNA of Ambispora leptoticha, 339 nucleotides long. NCBI's taxonomy places the organism in Eukaryota, Fungi, Glomeromycota, Glomeromycetes, Archaeosporales, Ambisporaceae. The record is from the annotation of a GenBank genome assembly.